AUGCAGUCCAUGCCAUUACUACUUCGGCAAUCCAUCCGCUCAACUCUACAAAUCACACGCUCAACAUCCAGACCAUUGCAAGCAAAAUUCCGACCGACACCGCCGAGCUCUUUUCCCGCUGUCCCGACGCGGAACUUCUCAAUCUGCCUCCAAUGCCGGUUCCGCCGACAGUCGGGACUAUACUCAGCAUACGAUGAUAAAGGGAAGCCAAGCAAUGAUGCGGAGAGACUGCACCAGGCUAUAAAGGAGGCUUCCUCAGACGCGAUUCCCAUCCCGGAGACUGGGACCGUUGGCAAGGAACCUCCGCUGGAUACCUCUGCGGUAGAGGUCGAUCGCGCCGCGGAGCAGGGGACAUCUCAGGAGGUUGAGAAGGAGUCAAUUUAUAGGACGGAGUCGGAACAAGCAAACAGCCAGGGGACUGGUGCCGAUGGUGCUCGGAGCGGCGGACUCCCGUCGUAUCUGGAGAGUCGUCGGUCACAGGUGUCGAAGCAAUUCACGACUAUGAUGGAUAAUAUCCAGUCCAAUGUAUUUGUGGCUGGACAACGUCUAAACGACCUGACGGGUUACUCUGGGAUCGAAGCUUUGAAAAACGAGAUACACAGCCAAGAGGAACGACUCCGAGCCGCCAGAUCAAACGUUCGAAAAGCCAAGGACGAAUACUCAGCCGCUAUCACCCGUCGCUCGACCUCCCAGCGCGAAGUCAAUGAGCUUCUCCAGCGCAAACACGCUUGGUCCCCAACAGACCUGGAGCGAUUCACCCUUCUCUACCGAAACGACCAUACCAAUGAGGUUGCCGAGGCGGAAACGCAAGAAGCCCUCUCUGCCGCCGAGCGCGAGGCCGAAGAGGCGGCCGCUUCAUUGAGCAAGAGCAUUCUAUCCCGUUACCACGAGGAGCAGGUGUGGUCUGAUAAGAUCCGCCGCAUGAGUACCUGGGGAACCUGGGGUCUUAUGGGCGUCAACGUCCUGCUUUUCCUGAUAUUCCAGAUUGCUGUGGAGCCUUGGCGCCGGCGCCGACUAGUCAAGGGCUUCGAGGAUAAGGUUGUUGAGGCUAUCGAGAAGGAGAAGGCGUUGAUUCGUACCGAGAUUGCUGAAGGCACUACACCCGCCUUCGCUGCCCUGGCCUCGGCUACUCCCGAACAGGUUGAUUCUGCGAUCGAAUCUUCUAUCUCUUCCCUUGAGACCUCCACUACCGAGGAGCCAGCGAAGCCAAUAGUGGAGAGUAGUAACACAGCUGCGCUUGUGUCUGAGACACCACCCACGACUACUCCCGAGUCUCUAUCCUCCCGUCUUUCUAAUAUCUCCUCCUCGCCCCUAUCCCUUGAAUACUGGCAGACCGCUUUCAAUGAGCUCUUCAGCGAGCGCAGCGUUUCUACUUCACAACGUGAUCUUACCGUCGCUGCUAUUCAAAGUGCCGCAGCCGGCGCAGCCGUGAUGGGCCUGGUGCUUGCUUUGGUGAAUCCCCGAUAA
Messenger RNA from Penicillium waksmanii, 1467 nucleotides. RefSeq names its product putative mitochondrion biogenesis protein (She9) (gene she9). Gene Ontology annotation, biological process: inner mitochondrial membrane organization. The transcript has 2 exons. NCBI's taxonomy places the organism in Eukaryota, Fungi, Ascomycota, Eurotiomycetes, Eurotiales, Aspergillaceae. Gene Ontology annotation, cellular component: mitochondrial inner membrane. The record is from RefSeq and is a predicted model, not a curated record. The coding region runs from base 1 to 1467 and encodes 488 amino acids.